Molecule: messenger RNA, 3769 nt
Organism: Alligator mississippiensis (American alligator)
Lineage: Eukaryota; Metazoa; Chordata; Crocodylia; Alligatoridae
Gene: TUBB4A
Product: tubulin beta 4A class IVa
Exons: 9
Coding region: 159-2264 (701 amino acids)
Biological process (GO): microtubule cytoskeleton organization; mitotic cell cycle
Cellular component (GO): microtubule; cytoplasm
Molecular function (GO): GTP binding; structural constituent of cytoskeleton; GTPase activity
Source: RefSeq, a predicted model, not a curated record
CAGGGAGGGGUCUGCGGUUGCCCCGCCCCCUGCGCCCCGCCCAGCCUAGCCCGUGUGGUCCCCAGUGGAGUCGCGCAGCGCCGAGCACGCCCCUCAUCCCCAACCCAGAGGAACCUAGGAGGUCCUGAGACUCCCACACACUCCUAACCCCCCUUGCCAUGCACACGGGGGAAGGCGGCUUCCAUCCCCCCUCACCCAGUCCCUGGACCCCGGCCCCCCGGGAGCUGCAGGUGACGGUGCGGGGCCCCAGCACCCAAAUAGACCAGUGCCCUGGGCUGGGCUGGAGGCCCAGGAAGACGCUGGUGGCCCUGGACAUUGCAUGUCUACUCAUGGCGGCUGUCCCCUUCCUGCUGUGCGAGCUGGGGCUGGUGCCCCCCGUACGCCGCGGCUUCUACUGCAACGACAGCUCCAUCCGGUACCCACUGACGGCAGCCGAGACUGUGAGCGACGGUGCCCUUGUCUCCAUCGGCCUCCUUCUCUCCGCCACCACCAUUGCCCUGGGUGAGAGCUACCGGGUGCGGCGCCAGGGCCUCGGCCCCCAGGCCUAUGCACCGGCACUGUACAAAGAGCUUGGCGCCUUCCUCUUUGGCUGCACCGUGGGCCAGUCCCUGACCAACGUAGCCAAGGUGGCUGUGGGCCGGCUGCGCCCCCACUUCCUGGCUGUCUGCCGCCCUGACAUGGCCCUCGUUGACUGCUCCCGGGGCUACGUGGAGGCCUACAUCUGUACCGCCAGCCCCUCAGAGGAGAAGGAAGCUAGGAAGUCAUUCUACUCAGGCCAUGCCUCCUUCGCCAUGUACACCAUGACCUACCUGGUGUUGUACAUGCAGGCACAGGGGGCGGGACGGCGGGCACCACGGGCACUGCUGCAGGCAACACUACUACUGCUGGCACUGGGCACGGGACUGACCCGCGUGGCCGAGCACCGGCACCACCCAGCUGAUGUGGCCGCUGGGCUGCUGCAGGGCAUCCUUGUUGCCACCUGGGCGUUCUGGGAGGUGAUCAGCGAUGAGCAUGGCAUUGACCCCACAGGCACCUACCACGGCGAUAGCGACCUGCAGCUGGAGCGCAUCAAUGUCUACUACAAUGAAGCCACAGGUGGGAAGUAUGUUCCCCGCGCAGUGCUGGUGGACCUGGAACCAGGCACCAUGGACUCGGUGCGCUCCGGCCCCUUUGGACAGAUCUUCCGGCCUGACAACUUUGUGUUCGGUCAAAGUGGUGCAGGCAACAACUGGGCCAAGGGACACUACACAGAAGGGGCUGAACUGGUAGACUCAGUCCUGGACGUGGUGAGGAAGGAGGCAGAAAGCUGCGACUGCCUGCAGGGCUUCCAGCUCACCCACUCGCUGGGUGGGGGCACGGGCUCAGGCAUGGGCACACUGCUCAUCAGCAAGAUCCGGGAGGAGUACCCUGACCGCAUCAUGAACACCUUCAGCGUGGUGCCCUCACCCAAGGUCUCGGAUACGGUGGUGGAGCCUUACAAUGCCACGCUGUCCGUGCACCAGCUGGUGGAGAACACGGACGAAACCUACUGUAUUGACAACGAGGCCCUGUAUGACAUCUGCUUCCGCACCCUCAAGCUCACCACGCCCACCUAUGGUGACCUCAAUCACUUGGUCUCGGCCACCAUGAGCGGCGUCACCACGUGUCUCCGUUUCCCCGGCCAGCUCAACGCCGACCUCCGCAAGUUGGCUGUCAACAUGGUCCCCUUCCCCCGACUCCACUUCUUCAUGCCUGGCUUCGCCCCACUCACCAGCCGCGGGAGCCAGCAGUACCGAGCUCUCACAGUGCCCGAGUUGACCCAGCAGAUGUUCGAUGCCAAGAACAUGAUGGCAGCUUGUGACCCCCGCCACGGGCGCUACCUCACAGUGGCAGCUGUCUUCCGGGGCCGUAUGUCCAUGAAAGAGGUGGACGAGCAGAUGCUGAAUGUCCAAAACAAGAACUCGAGCUACUUCGUGGAGUGGAUCCCCAACAAUGUCAAAACAGCAGUAUGCGACAUCCCACCGCGGGGGCUCAAGAUGGCUGCCACCUUCAUCGGCAACAGCACGGCCAUCCAGGAGCUCUUCAAGCGCAUCUCGGAGCAGUUCACGGCCAUGUUUCGCCGCAAGGCUUUCCUCCACUGGUACACAGGCGAGGGCAUGGACGAGAUGGAGUUCACGGAGGCCGAGAGCAACAUGAACGACCUGGUGUCUGAGUACCAGCAGUACCAGGAUGCCACGGCUGAGGAGGGGGAGUUUGAGGAGGAGGCAGAGGAAGAAGUGGCCUAGGAAACCCUCCCGGGGCUUCCCCUUCCUCUGUAUUCCAUCCAGCACCCAACCCAACCCAACCUGGCAUGGAUUCCCAUCUUGUAGACUUAGAAUUUGGCAAGAAUGGUGUUGCCCCAUGGUGGCAGUGUGGGGGUUAGACAAGCUGUGUGUGGUGGUGGUGGAGGGGUAUGUAGGUCUGAUGAAAAGCACUGACUCCCUUGUCCAAAAUCUUCCCUCCCUCAAUCAUCCACUCAACUCAAAAUGGCAUGGAUUCCCACCUUGUAGACCUACAGGCUGGCAAGAAUGGUGUCACCCCCUGUUGAAGGCAAAGCAGGCUGUGGGUGAUGGUAGGUGGGGCUCUAUAGGUCUAAUAGAAAACUGUCUCCUUUGUCCACUGUCUUCCCCACACGUAAUCCUACACCCUACCCAACUCAGUGAGGUAUGGAUUCCCACAUUGUACACCUAGAGUUUGGUAAGAGCAGUUCUGUCCAUUGGUGGUGGGUUGGGGGUAAGACAGGCUGUGUGCUGGGGCAGAGGGGAGGUCUCUUGGUCUGAUGGAGAGCUGCUAUCUUACACCCAACCGAAUAGGGCGUGGAGUCCCACCUUGUAGAACUAGUAUGGCCAAAGUGGUGUGACCCUGUUGGUGGCGUGGGGGUAAGAGGCCAUGUAUAAUGGCAAGGGGGCUAUAUAAGUUCAUCGGGAAGCUCGGUCUCCAUUGUCUGCUAUCAUCCCCUUCCUCCUGAGCUUGGCAAGAGUGGUGGUAAGAUGGGCCCUGUGAGAUGGGGCAGAGGGGUAUAGAUGUAAUGGAAAGCUCCUGACUCCCUUGUCCACUGUUUUUUUCCCCUACCCCCAUCCUACACCAACCUAACCCAUGGCUUGGAUUUCUGCCAUGUAGAUCUAGAGUUCACCUAGAGUGGUGCUUCUCCUGGUGUGGGGGGAAGGGGUAAGACAGGUGCGUGAUGGGGUAGGAGGGAUGUAGGGUUGAGGGGAAGCUCACACUCCCUUCUCUGCCAUCUUCCAUCCAUCUUCCUUCUAGCCCAAUGGGCAUGAGGUCCCCACACCUAGAUUUAAGGUUCACCUAAAGCUGCACUGCCCCUGGGGUGGGGUGGGGUAGCACAGUGGAAUGGCAGAGGGGAAAAGGGUGGGGGGAAUGUGGGUCUAAUGGAAAGCACUGACUCCCUUCUCUGCCCCCAUCCUACCCCAACCCAACAGACAGUCCUGGCCUGGGCUCCUACCAUGGCUGCCCCCUUCCAACAAGGAGGUGGUACAGCAGGCUGUGCUAUAAGAUGGGGGGGAUCUCAUGGAUAGCACUGCCCUUAUCUAUUUUCCCCCCCCCCCCCCCAAAUGUCCUGUCCAGUCCCCUGUGGUGUUCUCUCCUGGGGCUGAGUCUGCACUAACUCAUCCCACAUGGAUCUUUCUCUUUCUCCAUUGGCUGGGCCGGAGGGGGGGGAGGGGGUGGGAUUUGGGCUCCCACCAGGCCUGUCUGUGUGUUUCCGCAAUAAAAGUAUCAGUCAAAGAUGCCAGAA